Messenger RNA from Spinacia oleracea (spinach), 2208 nucleotides. Its product is annotated as alanine aminotransferase 2. The transcript is spliced from 15 exons. Gene Ontology annotation, molecular function: L-alanine:2-oxoglutarate transaminase activity; pyridoxal phosphate binding. Bases 316 to 1929 code for a protein of 537 amino acids. The record is from RefSeq and is a predicted model, not a curated record. Gene Ontology annotation, biological process: biosynthetic process. NCBI's taxonomy places the organism in Eukaryota, Viridiplantae, Streptophyta, Magnoliopsida, Caryophyllales, Amaranthaceae.
AACUCAAUUUUCACAAAUUCAAUUUUCCUUUCCCGAAUUCUUAAUAAGUGACGCAAAACGGCAUGAAACUGAGAGAGACGCCCACAAUUCUUCUAUUUUAGCCACGAAAUUUCCCGUGGGCGGCUCAGAAAGCUCCACUUUGUCCAGAAAGCCUGAUUUAUUGUCUCGUUUUUCCAAAAUAUACUCUUAGUAAAAGGGAUAUAUUUGACGAAUUUUCCCAAAAGGACAGUGUUUUUUACAUUAAUUUAGAUUUGUUUUCCAAAUUUCUGCAACCAAUAUAAAUAAUUUUGCUGGGUUCCUGACAAUUUAGCGGUAAUGCGGCGAUUCAUAGCAGAGAGAACAAAGCAUCUAAUCAAGAGAAACUUUCUAACUUCUUCUAAUAGUCAUCGAUUUUUGGCAUCUCAAUCAUCUUUCUUCUCUUCUUCACCUUCAACUUCUUCAACAAUUGUUAGCCCUUCUUCAAUGGAAUCUUCUUCUGGUGCAUCAAAUCAAGUUACUCUUCAGAGUAUCAACCCCAAGGUCUUGAGUUGUGAAUAUGCUGUUCGUGGAGCGAUUGUUACCCAGGCGGAGAAGCUGCAAGAACAAUUGAAGCAGGAGCCUGGGUCUCUCCCCUUUGAUGAGAUACUUUUCUGUAACAUUGGAAAUCCUCAAUCUCUUGGGCAGCUGCCGAUCACAUUUUUCCGAGAGGUCCUUGCUCUGUGUGAUCAUCCCAGCAUUAUUGAUAAAAGUGAAACACAAGGACUCUUCAGUGCUGAUUCAAUAGAGAGAGCUUGGCAGAUCCUGGAUCAUAUCCCUGGAAGAGCUACUGGCGCAUAUAGUCACAGUCAGGGUGUUAAGGGACUGCGUGAAACAAUUGCUGCUGGAAUUGAAGCACGUGACGGUUUCCCAGCCAAUGCAAAUGAUAUUUUCUUGACUGAUGGAGCAAGCCCAGGGGUGCAUAUGAUGAUGCAAUUACUGCUGAGGUCAGAGCAAGAUGGAAUUCUCUGCCCCAUUCCUCAAUAUCCUCUGUACUCUGCUUCGAUUGCUCUCCAUGGUGGAACUUUGGUUCCAUACUAUCUUGAUGAAGCAACUGGAUGGGGUUUGGAGAUUUCCAACUUAAAGAGUCAAUUAGAAACUGCCAGGUCAAAAGGUGUAACAGUUCGAGCCUUGGUUGUGAUAAACCCUGGCAACCCAACUGGACAGGUUCUUGCUGAGGAAAACCAGAAGCAAAUUGUUGAUUUCUGCAAGGAAGAAGGUCUUGUGCUUCUGGCAGAUGAGGUUUACCAGGAAAAUGUGUAUGCUCCUGACAAGAAAUUUCACUCGUUUAAGAAGAUUGCACGUUCUAUGGGGCAUGAGGAGAAGGAUAUUGCUUUGGUUUCAUUUCAAUCAGUUUCAAAAGGAUAUUAUGGAGAAUGUGGGAAAAGAGGAGGUUACAUGGAAGUUACAGGUUUUAGUGCCGAUGUAAGGGAACAAAUCUACAAAGUUGCUUCAGUCAAUUUGUGUUCGAAUAUAACCGGUCAGAUCCUUGCCAGCCUUGUCAUGAGCCCACCUAAGGUUGGAGAUGAAUCUUAUGAAGGGUAUUCUGCGGAGAAAGAGGGAAUCCUUUCAUCCUUGGCCAGGCGUGCACAGACACUAGAAGAUGCAUUCAACAGCUUAGAAGGUGUGACGUGCAACAAAGCAGAGGGAGCCAUGUACCUGUUCCCUCGCCUUCAACUUCCCCAGAAGGCGAUACAAGCAGCUGAAGCAGAGCAUGCUGCCGCUGAUGCAUUCUAUGCUCGCCGCCUGCUGGAAGAGACUGGCAUCGUGGUCGUUCCAGGAUCUGGUUUUGGACAGGUUCCGGGCACUUGGCAUAUCAGGUGCACAAUUCUUCCCCAAGAAGAUAAAAUCCCAGCCAUUGUUGAGCGUCUAACAGCGUUUCACAAGAAGUUCAUGGAUGAGUACCGUGAUUGAGAACAUCCAACGAACCUCUCCUGUUAGACAUUCUUGCCCAAAAGUUUGGUGAUCUUGAAGACGGAUGUAGUUUUCUGUAUCAUUAUUUUGGAACUAUAGUAUUCGGCUUUACUCCCUCAUACAUAAAAUUAUCUGCAUUUGUGCAGAAAACAUUGUUUUCUAGGUUUCAUUAGCUACAUUUAGCAUCAUGGUUACUGGUUAGCUAUCAGGGAAAGAAGCAUAGUUGUUGAAUACACUUUGUUGGUUAAUUUAAUGCUAGAAAAGGGUAUUUAUGGGCUA